Aspergillus aculeatus ATCC 16872 is the source of this 1863-nucleotide messenger RNA. Its product is annotated as aromatic amino acid ammonia-lyase. The transcript has a single exon. The record is from RefSeq and is a predicted model, not a curated record. Bases 1 to 1863 code for a protein of 620 amino acids. Gene Ontology annotation, biological process: L-phenylalanine catabolic process. Lineage: Eukaryota; Fungi; Ascomycota; Eurotiomycetes; Eurotiales; Aspergillaceae. Gene Ontology annotation, molecular function: ammonia-lyase activity. Gene Ontology annotation, cellular component: cytoplasm.
AUGAUCACUGCAGGAGUCAAUACUGGGUGUGGGGGCAAUGCAAACACACGUACAAGCAAGCUGCAAAUCAUCCAGCACUCAUUUUUUCAGCACCACCAGGCAGGCAUUCUUCCUCAGUUGGUCUAUCCUCGAGGCAAUACCUUGCGUGAUAUGAAUCAAGAAAGUCAAAGCCUGUCGCCCGAAAUCACUCGCGGCACUAUUCUCCUCCGCUGCAACUCUCUCCUCCGUGGUCACUCGGCCGUUAGAAUCGAGGUCAUCGAUCUCCUUCUUCGGGUCUUGAACGAGGGAUAUGUGCCACUAAUUCCCCUAAGGGGUAGCAUUUCCGCCUCGGGCGACCUGUCCCCUCUUUCAUACGUUGGGGGUCUGGUGGAGGGGAAUGCCGAUGUGUUUGUGCGGUUCGAGGAGGAAGACGGCAAGCAGACCAUUAUCUCCGCGGCAGGUACUCUGCAGCGCCUGGGUCUCGGUCCCCUCAAAUUGAAUGCCAAAGAGGGCCUGGGCGUCAUGAAUGGCACAGCUGUCAGUACCGCUGCGGCUGGCCUAGCUCUUUAUGAUUGCCACCAGAUGGCCCUCCUGGCGCAGGUCCUGACUGCCAUGGCGACCGAGGCGCUCCUUGGAACCGUGGACAACUAUCACGAGUUUAUCGCCCGAUGUCGUCCCCAUUGUGGGCAAACCGAAGUUGCCCGCAAUAUUAGAGGUUUCCUGCGGGGAUCUGCCCUCUGCCAUGAGACCGAUCCCAAGAAAACAGGGCUGGUGCAGGACAGUUACUCAUUACGAACUGCGCCCCAGUGGAUCGGUCCUCAUCUUGAAGAUAUUAUGUUAGCUGCACACCAGAUCGACGUUGAGUUGAACUCCACCACAGACAAUCCGUUGAUCGACGUCGAGGGGCAGCGCUUUCAUCACGGCGGCAACUUCCAAGCCGCGUCCGUGACCAGUGCAAUGGAAAAAUGCCGCUCGGGCCUAGUUAUGCUCGGAAAGAUGAUUCAAGGCCAAUGUGAAGAAUUGAUCAAUCCCUCACUCAGCAGGGGGCUGCCUGCAAAUCUAGCGUUGGACAAUCCUAGCCUAUCGUUCACAGUCAAGGGCCUCGAUAUCAACAUGACGGCAUAUUACUCAGAGCUUGCAUUCCUGAGCAAUUCGAUCAGCAACCACGUGCAUUCUGCCGAAAUGAAUAACCAAUCCGUCAAUUCACUGGCGCUGGUCGCGGCCCGAUAUACUGGUGAAUGUGUGCAAGUCUUGUCUAUGAUGUAUGCUGCCCACUUGUAUAUUCUGUGCCAAGCUUUGGAUAUCAGAGCUCUCAGCAUGGAUUUCUUUGCCAAGGCCAAGGCGAAAUCGAGAACGGUUUACCAGGAGAUCUUCGGGGGUGGUCUAGAGUUGGCUUUGAUCGAUUUUGAAUUGGUGUGGACACAGAUCAUUUCCACCUGGGAUCAGACAGGCCAUCUUGAUCUCGCAGAUCGGUGUAACCACGUUGCGAUGCAGUCAUUUGCUCAUCUCCUGGACGUAGCGAUGCGAGAAACGAAUGCUUCUUCGUCCACCUUGUGUGGCCAGGUUAAGCAGUGGAAGGACAGGCUGUUGGAGAUUAUGGCCACCUGCUACGACGAGGCCCGGCAGAAAUUCGUCAAGUCCCCCUCAACCUGCACCUACUUAGGUGAGGCGAGCAAAGCAAUGUACCAGCUUGUCCGAUGUGACCUUGAGAUCCCCUUGCAUCAAGGUAUCAGCGAUCAUCCACCACUUGCGGCAGCAGCAGGAGAAUCCGAAGGCAAAAGAACCAUUGGCUCGUAUGUAUCGCGAAUAUAUGUGGCACUGAGCGACGCGAGAUACGUCGAGCGACUUCGGAACCUGGUUGCUUCGGAAUGCAAGGCCGAAUAA